AUGUCAAACUUGGCUUACAAAUGUUUGAUGGAAAUAAACAAGUUGAUUGGGUCAAAUUUCACGGACUGUUUCCAUUGUUUGCGCUUGGUGCUAAGACAUGACAAGGUUGAGUAUGUCUUAGACAAACCAAUCGAUGUCAUCCCCGAUAAGGAAUCUCUUGAGUUUGCUACGUUUGACGUUAAAGCUCAUCAGAAACACAUUGAUAAUGCUUCUGAUGCUCAGUGUGUCAUGUUGUCAUCUAUGAGUUUGGAACUGCAAGGACAACAUGAACACAUGUUACCAUAUGAAAUGCUUAAGCACUUGGAGAGUUUUUAUGCUUCACAAGCUCAAACUAUGGAGUAUGAGAUACUUCGCGAUCUCUUCAAGUGCAAGCUUCAUGAUGCAAGCAAGGUUUCUGAGCAUGUACUGAAAAUGAUUGGUUUGAUUGAGAGGUUAGCAUCGAUUGGAACGGUGCUCCUCGCAAAUGUCUCAACAAAUCUAAUUUUGCCGUCUCUUCCUACUAGUUUUGAGAAUUUCAUUGUGAAUUUCAACAUGAACAACACGAAGAUUGGGCGGCCAGAGCUGCACAAUAGGCUUAAGACUUAUGAGUCUUCCACUGCUAAGGUAAAAUCUGAGCUCAUGGGUCUAAGUGACUGCAGGAAAAUGAGAUCUGGGGAAGUUGAUUUGCGUGUUGGAAAUGGAGCAAGAGUUGCUGCUGAACGCGUGGGAACUUAUUAG
Salvia splendens (bonfire salvia) is the source of this 717-nucleotide messenger RNA. RefSeq lists its product as uncharacterized. The coding region runs from base 1 to 717 and encodes 238 amino acids. The record is from RefSeq and is a predicted model, not a curated record. Lineage: Eukaryota; Viridiplantae; Streptophyta; Magnoliopsida; Lamiales; Lamiaceae. The transcript is spliced from 2 exons.